Laetiporus sulphureus 93-53 is the source of this 1032-nucleotide messenger RNA. RefSeq lists its product as uncharacterized. Gene Ontology annotation, molecular function: mRNA binding. Gene Ontology annotation, cellular component: cytoplasm; nucleus; ribonucleoprotein complex. The transcript has 6 exons. NCBI's taxonomy places the organism in Eukaryota, Fungi, Basidiomycota, Agaricomycetes, Polyporales, Laetiporaceae. The record is from RefSeq and is a predicted model, not a curated record. The coding region runs from base 32 to 931 and encodes 299 amino acids.
ACCAACUCGUCUUUUGCUCUUCACCACCAUCAUGGCCCGUCGUCUCUAUCUCGGCAGACUGCCUCCCGACACCCGCGCCGACGACGUCUCCAAGUUCUUCGAUGGAUAUGGCCGCAUCGUCGACUGCCGCGUCAUGACCGGCUUUGGCUUCGUCGAGUUCGAGAGCUCCCGCGACGCCGAGGAGGCUGUCCACCACUUCAACGGCAAGCCCUUCAUGGGUGCCAACAUCGUCGUUGAAUUCGCAAAGGAGACUCGCCCCCGCAGGGAUGUCUACGAGGCUGAGCGUGCCCCUCGCACAAGGCGUCCGCCUGGUUAUCGCCUCGUCGUCUCGGGCAUAUCCCGGGACACCAGCUGGCAGGACCUUAAGGACUUUGGCCGCGAAGCUGGUAGCGUAUCUUAUGCCGACAUCGAUCGUGAUGCUCCUGGCGAAGGAAUUUUGGAAUACCUGUCUCGCGAGGACUCUGAGCGCGCUGUCAAGGAACUCGACGGCAAGGAUCUCCGCGGCCAGCCCGUUCGUGUCGCCAUGGACGCCGACCGCGGCGGCGUUGACAACUAUCGUCGUGACAACCGCCGCGAUGAUCGUCGUGAUGACCGCUACAGCCGCGACGACCGUUAUGGAAGAGACGACCGUUAUAGCCGUGACGACCGCCACAGGGAUGACCGACGCGACGCCCGUCGGGAUCGUUCCCGAUCACCUACCCGCCGCGAUUUCGACGAUCGUCGCCCCCCCAGGUCUCCCCCUCCCCGGAGGGACAUUGAUGAUAAGAGGCCUGCAGGGUACGAUGACCGGCGGAGUGGCUAUGAUGACCGUCGAGGCCCUGACCCUUAUUAUGACCGUCGCAGGGACGAAAAAAGACGCGACGAGAAGGAUGAACGAUUCGAAGAUCGCCCGCCGAGGCACGCCAAUGGGGAUAGCGGAUGGGCGCGUUAGGACGCGGGUCGCGGGUCAGGAUGAAUAUCGUUCCUAUAGGACUGGUCGAAGGAAGAAAGGAGGCCAUGGGUCCGUGGCGUACAUGCGUCUAUCCUGGAUAG